UUAAAAAAAAUCAAAAACAUUAAUUCCAUAUUAAUAUUGAAAAUGAAUAUUAAAUUGUUAAACUUGAUACUUUUUUCAAUAAGCAUUUUUCUUAAAGUAGGACUUAUUAAUAGUAAAAUAGAUCAAGAUGUGUAUGCAACAUAUUUAAGUCAUGUAACGAAAAACAUAUGUAAUAAAUUAUCACAUAUUAACCUGGAACACUUGUCAGUAAGAACUAUAGAUUUUGAUAUUAAAAGCAUACAGGAAGCUUUAAAAAAUAAAAGUAAAUAUUUUUCCAAAUUGUUAAUAACAUACUAUUAUAUAGUUGAAUUAAUCAACUAUUUAUUUAUUGAAGUACUACAAAUAUUUACUGAACACGUGAAAAUCAUUAUAGAUGUUUGUGAAAGGUAUUAUAAAAAUAAUUUGUUUGAAAAUGCAACUAAUUGCACAAUAGUACUUUUAAAUACAACUAAAAAUACAAAUGUAAUGUUUAAAUAUUUAUACAGAGCUAUACAAUUUAUUGAAUACUUAGAUGUAAAUUUUGUUAAAACGAGAAAAUCAAUGAAACGCCCAAAAACGGUUAUAGAUGAAAUUUAUAUCGUUCAAAAUUAUACGUCAUCAAUGAAAACGUCAGAAAUGCUGAAUUAUGUAAAUAAUGACAAAAGUAUUAACAUUUUAGUAGCUAUAGAAGACUACACAGAUAUAAAUAAUUUUAUUAAUAAAGUAAUUGAAAUAACCGAUAAUUUUUUUAAAAACAAUAAUACUAUUAUAAAUAGUAUGAUGAGAGUUAAUCUCCAAAAAAAUUAUUAUGAUGAAUGCAUAAUUAAUAAUUAUGAAAAUAAUUUUGUUGAUUUUGUUAGUGAAAAGUUAAAUAAUUACUGCUUAAAUAUCAUUAAUAACUAUUAUUUUAAUAUUGGAUUCAAUCAGUUACUUAACCCUUACACAGCCGAGCUGAAACCUCCUCAACACACCGACUUUCCUCAAGAGAGUGCAAUUCAAAUACUAAAUACUUUGUUCCGUGAAGGAAAUUGGGAAUUAUUGAAUCAUAUAAGCAUAAUAAGUUAUGAUGAAAUAAUCACUACUGAGCGAAUUAUUAGAGAUCCUGUAGAUGAAUUUAAUUUUAAUCUAAAAAAAAAAUAUUUUACACAGCUGAUCAGAUGUAGAUAUACUGAAGUAUUAAAGAAUUAUAACACCUAUAUAUCUGCUAUAAUACAAAUAUGCAGAAAUGAAUUAAAUGAUAGGAAUUUAGAUGGUGUUAUAGAUUAUAUUAUUCAAUUUUUUGAUGCGGUUAAAGAUUCAAAAGAAAUGUUUACAUAUAUGUUGUUAGCUUUAGAUAAAUUAAAAGCUACAUCAAUCUGGGAAGUGAUGUAUAAUUCACAUGCAUGCUUGUCACAAACCUAUGAUUUAUUAAGUAAUUUAUUUCCGAAAAUUGAACAGCUUAAUUUAACGCAAUCUGAUUUUUUGAAUCUGUCAACCGAUGAUAUGAUAUUAAUAGCUAAUAACUUUUUAUUCAAUUUUCAAAGAGCACGAAAACAGUUUGACUUAAAAUUUACCGAAGGGAAUAUUCAUUUCGGACAACGUUGCCUGUUUAAAGAAGAUUUUUUAAGUAAAAAUGAAUUAUUAAAAUCAUGGCAAGAUAUAGUUUUGUUCUAUAUAACUUAUAAAAUCACCGAUAGUCGAAAAGUUUUAUAUGAAUACUCUUUAAAUGAAUUUAUAAAUUUUUAUAAAAAUGCUAUUACAAGUGAAUAUUCAUGUUUAGGGUUCAAUAAAAUAAAUAUUAGUAAUUAAUGAAAGUCUUGUAUUUUUAUUUUAAAUAAAUU
Messenger RNA from Daktulosphaira vitifoliae (grape phylloxera), 1799 nucleotides. RefSeq lists its product as uncharacterized. The record is from RefSeq and is a predicted model, not a curated record. The transcript has 2 exons. Bases 43 to 1767 code for a protein of 574 amino acids. NCBI's taxonomy places the organism in Eukaryota, Metazoa, Arthropoda, Insecta, Hemiptera, Phylloxeridae.